GAGGAAUUGGAGACAGCUCUUUGGGAAUAAUUGGGUUUCCCAUAGUAUACAACUUUAGUGACUCUCAUCCUUUUUCACUUUGCUCACAACCCUUCUGGACUUUUCUGCAAAUUCUUCUCCUUUUCUCUGUUAUUGUAUCAGCUACUGUAAUUGUAAUCCCAGGAAACCCAGUUCAUUAGUGGAUUAAACAAUGGUAGGCUGUGAACUUUCUGAAAAGACAAAGAAAACAGAUUGGCUUAAUACCCUUUUGCACAGCAAGUUCUUUGGUUCCUGUGGUGUUCAUCAAGAUCUUCGCAAAAACGAGAAGAAUGUGUUUUGCAUUGACUGUAGUCUCCGGCUCUGUAGGCACUGUAUGAAAGCUCAUUGUCUCCAUACAAAGCUUCAAAUCUGCAAAUAUGUAUAUCAUGAUGUACUUCGCCUUCAAGAAAUUCAGAAGCAUGUUGAUUGUGCUAGAAUUCAGACAUAUAAAAUCAAUGGUGACAAAGCUGUGCAUCUAAAUCCUCGUCCAAUGUCCAAGGAUGCCAAACCAUCAACAAAAGCAAAGUUUGGUUCUGCUUGUGAUGUUUGUGGUAGAUAUCUACAAGACAUGCCAAAUCGCUUCUGCUCCAUUGCUUGUAAGGCCUCUGUAGAAUCAGUGAAGCCUAAACACCAAAGUCACGAAUUCAUCGCCUUUGGAAUUCCAGAAUGUGGUGGCUAUUCACCUCAAGGGAAUAACAAUUCGGAAACAUAUAUGAGUGAAAUGGAAUCCUCUAUCUCGUCUGAGGAGAUGAAUGCUUGGGUAAGUUCAGCACUGAAGCCAAGGAGGCAUUUGCACAAGAGGAAAGGCAUCCCGCACAGGUCUCCUUUAUGUUGAUCCCCAAAUGAGAUCCAUGAUAUUGUCUUUGCCUGCCCUUUGAAUUCUUGGUUUAUAUCCAACAAUUAAAACCAUAAAACCACAGCUACUGUAUCAUCUAAGUUCCCACAUUUUCUCAUAUAAGUGUUUGAAGUUGUACAGCA
Rosa chinensis is the source of this 996-nucleotide messenger RNA. RefSeq names its product protein RGF1 INDUCIBLE TRANSCRIPTION FACTOR 1. NCBI's taxonomy places the organism in Eukaryota, Viridiplantae, Streptophyta, Magnoliopsida, Rosales, Rosaceae. The transcript is spliced from 4 exons. Gene Ontology annotation, molecular function: zinc ion binding. The record is from RefSeq and is a predicted model, not a curated record. The coding region runs from base 191 to 853 and encodes 220 amino acids.